Molecule: messenger RNA, 450 nt
Organism: Orbicella faveolata
Lineage: Eukaryota; Metazoa; Cnidaria; Anthozoa; Scleractinia; Merulinidae
Product: transcription initiation factor TFIID subunit 11-like
Source: RefSeq, a predicted model, not a curated record
AUGGAGCCUUUUGAGGAAGCAAGCGAGACAGAUGUCUCUGACGAUGAGCAGAGCAACGAUGAGGAACCACGAAUUAAAGAUGCUUUAGAGAAUCUCUCACAAACCGUUUCCCAAAAAAGGACUUCUGACCAGCUACACAGAAUGGCUGCUUCCAAAGAUAUUCUGUUUUGGACCCCACAGUUAGGAGUCGACAAGCCUUUAAUAAAAAACAAGAACAUUUUGAGCGAUUUACUGGAAAAAGAAAAGGUUUAUGGAGAAAACGAAGGCGAAGGUGAUGAUGACAGCGACCGUAGCGACAGUAACGACGAUAAUGACGGCGAAGAAAGUCAAUCUGAAAGCAAUGAUGAGGAAAGUGAUAGUGACCCUGAUCAAGAAGGAAUCACUCAAAGACUCCUCGAAACCAUGUCAUCAUUGUCAAAAUUGGAAUAUGUCCGUAACUGCGGUGGUUAA